CGUGCAAAGACAGUGCCUGGCACAAACAGCUAUGUAAGCAACUAGGUGCUAGGUGCGUCAUCAAGUCAGGCAAUGUUUUGUACUUCUCCCGGAAGCUGAUGGCACCCUUGGCGCACUGUUUCUGGAUCAAAGAGUCACCUUGACACGCUUGGAAAAUGGCUUGGCCGAGUAUAAAAAUGAUCCUGCCGUGAUCAGAUCCCAUGGAUAAGAUGAAUUCGGACUUAUGUGAAGGUAUGCCCAGCCAGAGCCAAAGCAUGCAUGUAGGUCAGGAUACAAUCGUGGAGCUAGCCACCGAAUAUGAGGCUGCACCGAAGCAGGUCUCCAAAGAGGAUGUGCCGUUUUCCAUGCGUUCUUUGUUCCAGAAACAGCUCGUCAAUGCUGUCAAUGAAACAUCGAUACCCUCCCGUCCACUGCCAAAGGAUGAGACGUACGCCAAGGGUGUACCGGGAGCUGCGCUAAACAUUAACUACCUACCUGUCCUUGCUCGCUGGACCCGCCCUGUGAGAACUGUGAGAUCCUAUUCAUAGGUCUGUGAGAUCAGUCCAGCCUGGUCACACUAUCGACUGGCCUCAGUCGA
Molecule: messenger RNA, 577 nt
Organism: Drosophila persimilis
Lineage: Eukaryota; Metazoa; Arthropoda; Insecta; Diptera; Drosophilidae
Exons: 3
Coding region: 201-527 (108 amino acids)
Source: RefSeq, a predicted model, not a curated record